Pimephales promelas (fathead minnow) is the source of this 1703-nucleotide messenger RNA. RefSeq names its product prostaglandin E synthase 3a (cytosolic) (gene ptges3a). The record is from RefSeq and is a predicted model, not a curated record. Lineage: Eukaryota; Metazoa; Chordata; Actinopteri; Cypriniformes; Leuciscidae. Gene Ontology annotation, biological process: telomerase holoenzyme complex assembly; protein folding; prostaglandin biosynthetic process. Gene Ontology annotation, cellular component: nucleus; cytosol. Gene Ontology annotation, molecular function: protein-folding chaperone binding; Hsp90 protein binding; prostaglandin-E synthase activity.
UACGCGCCAUUGAGUAGACUGACACGCGCGAUUCGAUUCGUGUGCAGGGUGACGGAGCGGCGCAUAAACAGCUAGCUUCCGUCUUUAUGCAUUCGCUUUGAACUGACAGCAUAAAUUCAAAACACUAACACAGGCGAGAGGAGGAAAGGGUCAACGCAGAUUUUUGUGUAAACUGAAAGAAGAUAUCGACAUGCAGCCAGCAACUGCCAAGUGGUAUGACAGACGAGAGGCAGUCUUCAUUGAAUUCUGUAUAGAAGACAGCAAAGAUGUCCGAGUUCAAUUCAACAAAACAAAGCUUGAUUUCAGUUGUGUUGGAGGAACAGAUAACAUGAAACACCAUAAUGAAGUAGAACUAUUUGAGUCCAUUGACCCAAAUGACUCUAAACAUAAACGCACAGACAGGUCUGUUUUUUGCUGUCUAAGAAAAGCAGAAUCUGGCAAGUCUUGGCCAAGGUUAACAAAAGAGAAGGCGAAGCUCAAUUGGCUCAGCGUUGACUUCAAUAACUGGAAAGACUGGGAGGAUGACUCGGAUGAAGAAUUGUCCAGUUUCGAUCGCUUUUCAGAGAUGAUGAACAACAUGGGAGGGGAAGAUGACCUACCAGAUGUGGAUGGUGCAGAUGAUGAGGAGUCUGUGGAUAGUGAUGACGAAAAAAUGCCAGACCUUGAGUGAAGGAACAGGACACCGUCAUGCAGAAGAAAGCAAGAACUUUCAUCGAACACUUAAAAGAAGAGAGAGACUAAGUUUGAGUUGGUAGCCAUUUAAAAACUGCAUAGUUUUCAGAACUGUUUUUCAAGGUCUUUCUGCAGAAAGUCACAAGGAAUGAUUUUUACUGUUGUGUUGAUGGCAACGUUAGCCCCUCGACAAUGCAUACACACUUUACUUUACUGUUCUGCAUGGACAAUUACGAGCUCUCAAUGAUGUAUUGUGGACACCAGUUAUGGUCAGUUUACUCAAUGGCUUCUAAGUCUUGGGCUUUUCCUCAGUGUCAGUGGGGUUAUUGCAUCAUGUAAUGUUGACAUUGUAAUUUGUUGUAAUGGAAAAAGGACAUGAAUGACUAUUUCAACAUAUUCUGUCUUCUCCAUCUCAUUCAAACUGUACAUUUUAUUUAAUUCAUUGGUUUGUUCCUUUGUGUUUAAGCUGUGAUUUCCUUGAAAGAAGCAUUUUCUUAAGGUACAUGCUUCCUCAAUGUCAGCCAAGACAUUUGGUUUUCACUAGUGCUAUAUUUCACAUCAGAAUGGCAUAUUCAAAACCCUUGCACUGAUUUAUUGCAAACCCCCAUUUUAAGUGUUUUAGCAGCAGUUUUUAUGUGUGUCAAUCCAACAUGUUCAAAGUGCAUAAUCAUGUCUGUACACACUGCUUGACAAAAUAAUUUCAGGUUGGCAGUUAGUAUUUGUUGUUUUGUAUGACACAUAGACGUGUAGCGGGGAAUCGUGCACUGGUUUCUUCCAUAUAUGUAAAGACAAGUAAUAAAAAAUAUGCUCACCGCUGUACAGAACAAAAGGGUAACUUCUCAACAGAUUUAAAAAACAUUAUCUAUAGAUGACCUAUUUGUGUUUGCACUCUUAAUAUCAAUGCAGGUGUAAGUAAAAGAUAAGUAAGAAAACUAUGUUGUGACCUGUCAUUUCAGGUCUAUAAAUUUCAGUUUGUUAAAAGCAGUGAGGUUUUUGUCUACAUAUUUCUAAUAAACUGUCUCUAAACAACA